Sphenostylis stenocarpa is the source of this 158-nucleotide messenger RNA. NCBI's taxonomy places the organism in Eukaryota, Viridiplantae, Streptophyta, Magnoliopsida, Fabales, Fabaceae. The record is from the annotation of a GenBank genome assembly.
GCCAAGGUCACCCAGGUGGACAAGAGAAGGAGGUAUAAGUGCAAAUGCACCUACUCGGAAUUGGAGAGAGGUUGUAAGUCAUGUAACUGACCUAGUUGGUAGUGAGGGUCAUGUGGCUCUUGUGAGUUACUGGGAAGGGUCUGUUAGAAUAAUGAGUG